UCUGCUCUUGGCUGUAAGAGGACCAACUUGUGGACUGUAUUCUAUGACUGCAAAGAUGGAACCUACUUUCUACGAUGACGCCAUAAAUGCUACCUUUGUACAGCCGGAAAGUGGUGCUUAUGGAUACAACAACCCCAAAGUUCUGAAGCAGAACAUGACGCUGAAUCUGGCCGACCCGGCCAGUAACCUCAAGCCCCACCUGAGGAACAAGAAUGCCGACAUCCUGACCUCCCCAGAUGUUGGCCUCCUCAAGCUGGCCUCUCCUGAGCUAGAGAGGCUGAUCAUCCAGUCCGGCAACGGGCUGAUCACCACCACCCCGACCCCGACCCAGUUCCUCUGCCCCAAAAAUGUCACCGAUGAGCAAGAAGGGUUUGCUGAAGGCUUUGUCAGGGCGCUGGCAGAACUGCACAACCAAAACACCCUGCCAAUUGUUACUUCUGCUGCCCAGCCUGUUAACACCGGCAUGCCCCCUGUCUCAUCUAUGGCUGGAAACAGUGGCUUCAGUGCCGGUUUGCACAGCGAGCCGCCUGUCUAUGCCAACCUCAGCAAUUUCAACCCAAAUACGCUCAACGCGGCGCCUAACUACAACGCAAGCAACCUGGGCUAUCCUCCUCAGCAUCUAAACCCCCAGAUGCCGGUGCAGCAUCCCCGCCUUCAAGCUCUGAAAGAAGAACCUCAGACUGUCCCAGAGAUGCCUGGGGAGACUCCUCCCUUGUCCCCUAUUGACAUGGAGUCCCAGGAGAGGAUCAAGGCAGAGAGGAAGCGCAUGAGAAACCGAAUUGCGGCCUCCAAGUGCCGGAAAAGGAAACUGGAACGGAUUGCCAGGUUGGAAGACAAAGUGAAAACUUUGAAAGCGCAAAACUCGGAACUGGCAUCUACUGCCAAUAUGCUGCGAGAGCAGGUUGCUCAGCUGAAGCAGAAGGUCAUGAAUCAUGUCAACAGUGGGUGUCAGCUAAUGUUAACACAGCAGUUGCAAACUUUUUGAAGAGACUAACAGUAACUAUGUGAUA
This is a messenger RNA of Euleptes europaea (tarantolino), 1010 nucleotides long. RefSeq names its product Jun proto-oncogene, AP-1 transcription factor subunit (gene JUN). Gene Ontology annotation, cellular component: transcription regulator complex. NCBI's taxonomy places the organism in Eukaryota, Metazoa, Chordata, Lepidosauria, Squamata, Sphaerodactylidae. The record is from RefSeq and is a predicted model, not a curated record. The coding region runs from base 44 to 985 and encodes 313 amino acids. Gene Ontology annotation, molecular function: RNA polymerase II cis-regulatory region sequence-specific DNA binding; transcription factor binding; DNA-binding transcription factor activity, RNA polymerase II-specific. The transcript has a single exon. Gene Ontology annotation, biological process: regulation of cell population proliferation; regulation of transcription by RNA polymerase II; regulation of cell cycle.